UUGCCCUGGAAUUGAAAUCAUAUAUCAAAGUGAGGCAGGUUGCGAAGUCGAGCAAUUCUGGUCUUAUGUUUCAUUGUGAUUGAUCUGUUAAAAAAAAGCCUUGAAUCGAAUUGAUCAUGAGCAACCCCACCCAAUUUGUGUUCCAAGGGUCCAGUGUAUCAAAAUGUCUGGAUGGUACCCUAUAUUUAAGCAUUCCCUCUGUACUCCAUCACAGAUAUAUCCGUCGUUCCCAAACCAGUCAUCUUCAUCCCGAAACCACCCACCUCUUGGUUCAUUGUAACCAGAGUGAUGGGCGGGGCUUGACCCGGCGUACCAAAAAGAUUCUCUGCGCUCUAGCUGCUAGCAAAGUCUGGCUUCUACCCCAUCAAUAUAUUCUUGAUUCAUUGGCCGCGGGCAGGCUUCUACCAGAAUGUCAAUAUGACUUGGGCUCUAAUUGUACUGGAGCCCUCACGGAGCUCUACGUAGCUCCCCGUGAUAUCCGAUUAGGCGUGGAACAAUCUGGAGGUUUCUUUAAAGACUGGAAGGUGGUGGUGGUACUGCCAGAUUUGGAUAAACGGCGCCAAUACACCGAUAUUUUGACCUGUGGUGGCGCACAUGUUUACCCGUGGACACUUCAACACUUGGUGGAUAAUUCCAAAGAAUGUAUUGGUCGUCUCAAGAUGGUGGUCACCGAUCCGUCCUUGCUCUUGAACGAAAAAUUCCAAGAGUUUCUAAUGGCUGUGGGUGAGACUAUUCCCGUGGUGAGUUGCACUUUCAUUGAAGAAUUUCUCACAUCGGCCUCGAAUCCCAAUCCGGCCAUAUUUGACACCUUAUCUGAAGAUGUGAUUCAAAUGCACAUGGAAGAAAAUGCCAUGGCCGUGGAGGAGCCUUUCUACGAUAUUGAGCGAUUGGGAAGCCCUAAUUUAGGAAUCAGACCGGAUCACGUCAGAAUGAAGUUGAAAUUACCCUCGAGGUCCCUGGCUUCGCUUUUUAACGAGAAGUGUCAUUCACCAGAUUCGGAUGUUGUUGAGGUUAUACAACUGAAUGAGACUAAUCGCGUGGAAGAAGAGAUCCCCUCGAGUUUGGAGGCUAUUGAUUCUCCCCCUGACCCUCACAAUCACGUUCGCAUUCAAGACCGCACCACGUUCAAGGAUAAAAUCAAACGUUUGAAGGCCUUAGCCGACCAAUUGAGGCACGGACAUCCCAAAGAGCUCACAGCCAUUGAAUCUACCUCCGUACCAACGAAUAACUUUGACCGUUUAAUCUUGAAUAGUAUCAUCGCGGCCAAGGCCAACGCCAUGAAGGCCCAACUAGAGAGGCCUCCUCCCGAUCAAUUGCUUGGGUUGUUGGUCAGUCAGAAUGAAGACCACUGGGAUCCGUCCACGAUAGGUUCAAUCGUAUCUGAGAUCCGGUACCGAAACGAGAUAGUAGUGAGUAAGAGGCCACGACUGGAAGAACCCCACGAGACAGAAACGAAAUGUAUUUCAACGAAUGAGGCUUCAAUAUCGGAGAAACUUCAUCAAUCAGAGAGUGAAAGGGACCAACAAAGAGAAGCUCAAUCGAAGAAAUCAAGCUCUGCUAAGCUCUUGUCUAAAAGCAAAAUCAAUUCCUUGGUGAAGCUAGCCAUGAC
This is a messenger RNA of Tigriopus californicus, 1609 nucleotides long. RefSeq lists its product as uncharacterized. Gene Ontology annotation, biological process: positive regulation of double-strand break repair. NCBI's taxonomy places the organism in Eukaryota, Metazoa, Arthropoda, Copepoda, Harpacticoida, Harpacticidae. The record is from RefSeq and is a predicted model, not a curated record.